CCAAAGCGCACAAUCUCCUAUGUCAGCAGAAGAUUCAGAAGUUUCAGAUAGCCCAGGUGGUUCGAGAGUCCAACGCAAUGCUCAGGGAAGGAUACAAGACCUUCUUCAACACACUCUACCAUAACAAUAUUCCCCUUUUCAUCUUUUCUUCGGCCAUUGGUGAUAUCCUGGAGAAAAUUAUCCGACAGUUGAAAGUGUUCCACCCCAAUAUCCACAUCGUGUCUAACUACAUGGAUUUUAAUGAAGAUGUGAGCCAGAUCCUGUUUGGGCUGAGAAAGGAUGAGGGGUGGGGACCACCAGCCAGGGUGGUUUACUCUGCAUGAACCCUUACCUGGGGAGGAAGAGGAGGGAAAACACGCUGGCUUCUUCACCCUUAGGCAGUUGUUUACAGGUUACUUUUUGGCCAGGCAUGGUGGCUCACCCCUGUAAUCCCAGCACUUCAAGUUGCCAGGGCAGGUGGAUCACCUGAGGUCAGGAGUUCGAGACCAGCCUGGCCAACAUGGUGAAACUCCAUCUCUAUUAAAAAUACAAAAAUUAGCUGGGCGUGGUGGUGGGCGCCUGUAA
Callithrix jacchus (white-tufted-ear marmoset) is the source of this 564-nucleotide messenger RNA. NCBI's taxonomy places the organism in Eukaryota, Metazoa, Chordata, Mammalia, Primates, Cebidae. The record is from RefSeq and is a predicted model, not a curated record.